Messenger RNA from Daphnia magna, 1413 nucleotides. Its product is annotated as RNA polymerase II-associated protein 3. Gene Ontology annotation, molecular function: protein binding. NCBI's taxonomy places the organism in Eukaryota, Metazoa, Arthropoda, Branchiopoda, Diplostraca, Daphniidae. The coding region runs from base 1 to 1356 and encodes 451 amino acids. The transcript has 6 exons. The record is from RefSeq and is a predicted model, not a curated record.
AUGACCGCGAAAGCAGCAGAAUUACAGCGUGAGGUGAGAGAAAAUGCCGAAGAUUAUCAGAGUUAUUUGAAAGAUUUAUAUCAAUGGGAAACAGAAAUCAAAGUUAAAGAUGAAAUGCUCAAAAAAGCACCAAAAUCUCUGAUGGCUGGAGAUCAGCAGGAAUUUCCUAUCCGUAAUAAGAAGACAGUUUCUGCAUUAAAUGAAACUCUUUCUUCAAGCCCCUUAAGUGUUCCAAAUUCCAAUAUGAUGACAGACCAACAGAACAAACAAAGGGCUGCACUUGAGAAAAAUAAGGGAAAUGAAUGUUUUAAAGAGGGAAAAUAUGAUAAAGCAAUAGAGUACUAUUCAAGAGCCAUGGAACUUACUCCUUUAGAUGCUAUCCUUCCUGCAAAUCGUGCAAUUGCUUUGAUUAAAGUCAAUAGGUUUGCUGAAGCAGAAGAAGAUUGUAACACAUCCUUGAAGCUCGAUCCGACUUUUGUUAAAGCCUAUCAUCGUCGUGGUACCGCACGGGCUAAUACAGGAAAGAUGGAACUAGCACUAAGUGACUUCCAAAAGGUGUUAGAUAUAGAACCACAUAACAAAGCAGCUCUGCAAGAAUUUGAGCGCCUCUCGAAGCUAACCAAAAAAGAAUCACCUAAAUCAAUCGUGGCAGAACAUAGCAAAGGCGGUACCAGCAAGAAAAGAGUAAGCUUUGACCAAUCCGUGGCUACUAAAACUAAAUCGGCUAGAGCUAUAGAAAGUGAAACAAAGGAAAAAACUAUAGAGCUAGUCGAUCUGUCACUUCGCCAUCCGUCCCUUGCCGUUCUCAAUGAGUUUGUUCCGGUAUUGAAUGGAGACAAAAAUGGGCCUGCAUUAAAAAUUCCAGUAGUGCCCGUAAACGACGCAAAACAAGAAUGCUUGGGAAUCGAGAAAAUUAUCAAUCAAUUCCCUCGUACUAAUAACACUGGAGUGAAAAACGAAACUACACUGCACGCCUACCUUGACACGGUUCCACCAGUUCCAAAAAAUUGCAUCCAAUUCUAUCAAGAUUGGACGAAGCUCGAAAAAAAUCCCAAUUUACAGUACAAGUAUCUUAAGCAAAUAAUCCCUGCAAAGCUUCCCGACAUUUUCCGAGAGUCCCUUGAAACUGACAUUCUUGGCGGGAUCAUCAAAAUCUGGAAAACAGAAUUUGCAGAAAGAAAGGAACCUAUUCUUCCAUGGUUGACCGGCUUAUCUCGAGUCAAGCGAAUUAGUGCGGUCACUUUAUUUCUAUCAUCAGAUCAAAGAUCAGAUUUAGAUUUUCUUCUUGCCUACAUCAAGACCAAUGGUGAAGGUGCAGAAGAAGAACGGAAUUCGGUAUUGCAAAAGUUCUCGUAAGUAUUUUGCUUACUUUCUAGUUGAAGGUGGAAAUACAUGAAUAAACAUUUGCAUCAA